Molecule: messenger RNA, 2185 nt
Organism: Owenia fusiformis
Lineage: Eukaryota; Metazoa; Annelida; Polychaeta; Sabellida; Oweniidae
Source: the annotation of a GenBank genome assembly
UGAAUAUCAUAAAGAAUGAUAAUUUCAGCAACAUUGGUUUCCUGAGAUCAGAUUUCAAGGUCACAUGACCAAAUCAAUAUGGCUGACAGCGAAGAUGAACAUCCGUCAUCACCGGAUAAUAUUGACGAUUCACAAGGCCCAAGGCUUGUCACAAUAAGCAAAACAGAGACAGGAUUUGGAUUUAAUGUUAGAGGACAAGUUAGUGAAGGUGGCACGCUGAAAAGUAUUAAUGGCGAGCUGUAUGCACCGUUACAACAUGUCAGCGCAGUUCUGGAAGGAGGUGCCGCGGAACUGGCUGGGAUUCAAAAGGGAGAUCGUAUUCUCGAAGUUAAUGGAGUAAAUGUGGAAGGAUCGACACACAAACAGGUUGUGGAUUGUAUAAGAUCUGGGGGAGACACACUGAAACUCACAAUUAUAUCUGUCCCAAGGACAGUAGCAGAACGUCUAGAGCCAAGCGAUGACUCAUCAGGCCCUUCAAUGAUUGAUUACUCAGAGAGACGAUCUCUGCCCAUCUCUAUUCCCGAUCACCAAGUCAUAGACACAAUGGCUGAGAAAUAUGUAGUCUACAACAUAUAUAUGGCGGGUCGACAUUUGUGUUCGAGGCGCUAUAAAGAGUUCGCAACGCUAAAUGCAGAUCUCAAACGGGAAUUUGUUGACUUUAAUUUUCCAAAGAUGCCUGGGAAAUGGCCAUUCCAGCUAUCUGAUCAGCAGUUAGAUACAAGGAGGAGGGGUUUAGAACAGUAUUUAGAGAAAGUAUGUUCAGUUCGAGUGAUCGCAGAGAGUGAGAUUGUGCAGGAGUUCCUUGCUGCCCCAGAUGUCGACCAGACUCAGAGCAGUGGGAAUGAAGUUGAAUUGAAAGUAUUACUUCCUGAUAGAAACUUAGUCACAUUAAAAAUGAAGCGCAGUAGCUCAACAUUGCAAGUUUACGAUGCAGUUGUUGAUAAGCUGGGGUUGUCGACAGAUGUUGCCAAAUACUUUGCCUUGUUUGAAAUGGAGCAGUACAGUUUUGAGCGGAAGCUUCAAGACAAUGAGACUCCGCACAACUUGUACAUACAAAACUACAGUACAGCUACCCCUACAUGCUUAACAUUAAGAAAAUGGGUAUUUUCCCCUCAACGAGAAACAAAAAUAUUGAAAAAUGAAACAGCACUUGACUUUUUAUAUUGGCAGGCGAUAGAUGAUGUUAAUCGAGGACAAAUCAAACCGGGUGAAAAACUAUAUGACCUCAAAGCUUUGCAAGAGGCUGGAAGAAAACUAGAAUAUAUGAAAACUGUAAGGCAAUGUGAUGGCUAUGGUGAAAUAAUAUUCCCCCAUUGUGCAUGUGAUUCGCGGAAAGAAGGUCAUGUGAUAACCAUAUUUGGUUAUGACUCGUACAAGCUCCAGGCCUGCAAAGAGGAUGGUACUGUGGAGUCCCAAGUAAUAGAGUUCCAAUGGGAAGAGUUGAAUGUUUAUGAGGCUGAUGAUGAAGGGAUGUCCUUUAACUUUGAAUAUAUCAAAGAAGGAAAACGACCAAGAUGGGUCAAGAUAUUCUCACCAUUUUAUUUUUAUAUGUACGAAUGCUGUGAUGCGAUUCUACAGGAACGACAAUAUUCACAAGGCACAAGUGGCAAUGCAAUGAACAACAGUGUAAAUACCAACACACAUAAGAGUAUCAAGCGAAACAUUGAGGAAGAAGAGGAUGAGGAAGAGAGUGAAGGAGAGGAGUCAUCAUGAUGGAGGACUGGAGAGGAGGAGUGGAGAGGAGGAGUACAGAGACGAGGAGUCAAUAGUGUGUCAUAAGGAAUUCAGACAUGGACUGAUCUUUGAAUAACAUACUAUAGCUAGUUGUCUUGUUAUUUUCCCAUAGACGCUUCAUGAAUAAACUGGUCCUGAUAUAAAAAUAUGAUGCUGGGUUGGUGCUUAUAUUGCACCAAGGAGGAGUCAAGAUCAAAUUGGGGGUCAAUAUGAUUUGUAUACACAUCAAUAGAUACACAAAUAAAAAAUAGGCACUGCAUUUAAAAGUGAUGUACCAUCAAAAAGAGUAAGUGUAUAUAAUCAUCUACAAAUGUAUCAUAUAAGACUUUGGUAUGAACAUCACACUCUUUUAACCCGCCACCUCACCAUUCUGAAUCAAAACAUUGGUUGGAAAAUGUAAAUUCUGCAAAAAAAAUAUUAUUGGGGAAUAGAGAGAUUUGAAGCUGCAAUU